AUGAAGUUGAGAAAACGUGUGUUGAUUAUUUUCAUACUGCUUGUGACUAUCUUCUCAAUACACUUCUGGUAUUUUUAUCAACACCCCAACUAUGGAAACUCUAUGACUGUAAUAGAAGGUCAUAAACCUUUGAAAUCAUUUGGCAAUGCAAGGAAUUUAUUUCAUGGCUACAGGAUGCACAAGCAAGGUUUGGAUGACAAAGAGAAAAAAACAAAAUUGAAAAAUUCGACUGAUGCUGCCGAAAUAGCUGAAACCACCACCACUAGCUUCGGAUCAAACAUUGCUACUACUGCUACUACUACCUAUCUAAAUAUAAAACGUGCUACAGUUUUCAAGCGUUCUGUGAAAAGGAUGAAGAAUUUAUACACUGAUCGUGACAGUUUAGAGAAAAACUUUCUGCAAAACCUUUUUCUCACUAGAAGUAUGACAACAGAUUCAAUUUACAAUGUUACUGUGGAAAGUAAGAUAGAAUCUCGUGUUUCUUUUAAAGGUUUUAGUCAUUUAAACUCAGUGUCACUUUUCAGAAAUUAUUUAACAACAGCAAAAUUAUUAAUUAAAAAAAAUGAAACUUCAAACAUCAUUGAUAAAAUUCCAAACCACAGAUUAAAGUUUGAAAAACAGUCAAAAGUUAAAAAUAAAAGACUAAAAUACAAUAGCAAUCCAAAUAAUGUCAACAUGAAUGUCGAUAGGAUGGCAUUUGCUGAGGUUGAUGAAAGUCUACUGUAUGAUUUUAAUGCUCCCCUACCUACAAAGAAACAAAUUUCUCGCACUGAAGAUGCCAAAAACAAUUUUGAAAUUACCAGAAAUAAUGGCGGUAAUAAUUAUGGUGAGGAUGAAAAAUCUGAUCGUCAUGAUAAGGACUCAUCGGAUUACAACUAUCAAGAAAAGUUAAACAUUAUUGACCACCGAUUGACCGGCUCAAAAAGUCGUAAAGAUAUGACCAGAUCUGAAAUUCUUUAUGGUAACCUAGUCCCUCGGAACAUCUCAACAUUUGGCAGUGAAAUAAAAAUAGUCUCGAUGUCUCUGUACGGAUCAGAGAUGAAAUAUUUAACAGGAACUCUGAAGAACGCCCGUCUGAUCAAACAGAAUUUUCCAGGUUGGAAGUUGAGGGUUUACGUGGAGUCGCACGCGAUGAAAAGUCCUAGGUACGGGUUGGUACCUCAAAAGGUUCUUGAUGCGUUGCAAGAUCUUGGUGCUGACUUGCACUUCAUCGAGCCUGAGGAGGAUUUUUUACCUCCCAUGAUGUGGAGGUUUCUGGUUGCAGAUGAUCCAACAGUGGACAGAUUCAUAGUGCGAGAUUCCGAUUCGAGACUGACGGAAAGGGAUUACAAAAGUGUGGAGGCCUGGAUGAUUUCGGGGCAGGCAUUCCACUGCAUUCGUGAUCACCCGAGUCACGUUGGGUACUCGGUGUCUGGUGGGCUUUGGGGUGGUAUGGCCAAGAAGUUGAGGAACAUCAUUAGGAGUUCUUGGAUCGACAUGAUGCGAGGGCUUUCCUCCAAGUAUUUCAGCGACAUGAGCUUCCUGCAGACUCAUCUCUGGCCAAAGGUUGUCUCAUACGCUUACUGUUCCGAUAGUGUUUCGUGUGAUAGAUGGCCUAACUCCUUUCCGUUCUCUGUCAGGAGAUACGGGUUUGACCAUGUUGGACAGGUAUACGACGAGAGAGACAUUGGCAGACGAGUGGAUUUGAAGAUCUUACAGAGGAGAGGGGAGAACCCGUCAUGUUACCCUCCAGAUGAGGACGAAGAAGAAAAGACAUCUUAACCUAAAAUUAUCAUUAAUCUAAUUUGUAUUAUCAUCGAUAUCAUUUUUAUCAUCCUUAACACUUCUCACCAUUGUAUUGGUUCAGUUUUUUGUCCAUAACUCAAGUUAUCUUGUUGAUAUUGCGAGCAAUGUAUCAAGAUUUUUGUUGUGUACGUUUUUGUGUAUGUGAUGUAGACCGUUUCAAUGCACACCUGUGUACAUUUGAUCGUGAAUUCUUGUGCGUAUUAAUAUUUUUAAUAUUUAUUUUAAUAUAUUUGUAAAUAUUUUUCAAUUGAUCCUCCUAUUUUCAUUUCAUUCUAAGUUGUGUUUCUCGGACGUACUCUUAGUUUUUGUUCAUACAUUCCGCUUUUCCAUAACUCGAGUUAUUCAUCUAAUCGAUCAUUCUUCAGAUCCAUGUGUCACGUUGUGCUCAGUUCAUUGGAGAAAACAAUCAACCAUUCCAUUCUUAUUUUGAAAAAAGGAACUUAGCGAUUCCUUUUUUACUUGUCAUCAUUAUUAGGAAAAUUAUUGGUACAAUUUUAUUUAGAUGGAUAAAUAAAUGAAGUUUCGAUCGAAAAAUGAAAAACGUUUCAAACGGUCCCCU
Molecule: messenger RNA, 2344 nt
Organism: Helobdella robusta
Lineage: Eukaryota; Metazoa; Annelida; Clitellata; Rhynchobdellida; Glossiphoniidae
Exons: 5
Coding region: 1-1761 (586 amino acids)
Source: RefSeq, a predicted model, not a curated record